Zootermopsis nevadensis is the source of this 2141-nucleotide messenger RNA. RefSeq names its product serine protease inhibitor 88Ea. NCBI's taxonomy places the organism in Eukaryota, Metazoa, Arthropoda, Insecta, Blattodea, Termopsidae. The record is from RefSeq and is a predicted model, not a curated record. Gene Ontology annotation, molecular function: serine-type endopeptidase inhibitor activity.
UACAGAGCGAAGCAUGCAGGUGUGUGCUUUGGUACGAAAGGAGGGUUGGACUAUUACCUACAUGGUAACAUAACCUCGUCAAUGUUAAAGCUGCUGGUAUUAUUAUUGUUAGAACGCAACAUCAGUGACUGGUUAUUUGGUUAUGCUUUUAAAAUAUCGAAGUCCAACGAAAUUACGUAACUCUGAACAUGAUGCGUGUUUAUGAAGUGCUGUUGUGUUGUGUUAUGUGAGGGUGUACCAGAUUUAGGCAGAAUAGAACCACAUUCGAUGCUUUCCAUGCAGCAGUGACAACUGUGGAUCCUCCAUUUCGGCGAGUGUUGGAAUGCAAACUAACUGUUCAGCUUAUGUCUGACUGUUGUCUUAUUUAUGGCUUUCACUUCCGCUAAACAGUCGACACAUCAAUCAGUCCGUAAGAUGAUCAUCGCACUGGUCGUAGGAUUGACAGCUGUGUUGCUUCCCGGUUUGAGUGUACAGCAGUGCUUCAGCCCCGAUGACACCAAGGUUCAGAACAGCCCAAACACCCGACAAGACUUGUUCAUAGGGGAGCAGGCCUUCAGCUUGGCGAUGCUUCGGGAAGCAGUCGCAGACAACCCCACAGGCAACGUCUUCUUUUCACCCUACAGCGUUUACAACGCACUUCUGUUGGCGUACUUUGGCGCUGCGAAUCAAACAGAGCUGUCGCUCAAGGCAGCUCUUAGGAUUCCAGAAUCUCAGAGCAAGAUCAGCACAAUGCAGGCGUACAGGUUCGAAAAGUACUUCCAGAGCAUGCGAGAGAUAAAUGGAUCAGAGAGCUACGAGCUGCGGUCGGCUAACAAGCUCUUCAUUGCGAAGCGACUGAAACUGAGGGAUUGCAUAGCACACUUGUUUGAGGAUGAGGUUGAACCCGUGGACUUCGUUGCGAAUCCAGAGGCUGUAAGACAAAACAUCAACAACUGGGUGGAGAUACAAACCAAGCGCCACAUCCAGGACCUCAUCCCGAAGGACAGGAUCACGGCCGACACAGAACUCGUGCUGGCAAAUGCAGCAUACUUCAAAGGUCUUUGGAAGUCACAGUUUUUGCCAGAACAUACGCGCAAGGAUGUGUUCUAUGUGUCACACACCAAACAGACUCUUGUUGACAUGAUGAAGCAGAAGGGGACGUUCAACCACAUUGUAUCAGAGAAUCUGGGUGCACAUGUACUGGAGCUUCCGUAUAAGGGGAGUGAGGUCAGCAUGUUUAUCUUCCUACCUCCUUAUGCCAAGUCAAAUGGCAUUGAGGCUGUCAUUAAGCAGCUGUCUGUAGAGGGUCUGCAGGAUAUCGUAGAGGAAGACUCUCUGAGAGCUGUUGAAGUUGUCAUCCCCAAGUUCACAGUUGAACAGAGCCUUGAGCUUACACCGAUUCUGGAGCGACUGGGGAUUGGAGACCUGUUCCAGUUUACGUCUGAUCUGUCUGGCUUUACAGAAGAUGGCGAUCUGCAUCUGGAUAAGGCAGUGCACAAAGCCAAGAUUUCCGUAGAUGAACAAGGCACAGUCGCUGCAGCUGCCAGUGCCGUAAUCUCGUUCCGUUCCUCAAGGCCUCUGACCCCCGCACGCUUUAUCGCCAAUCAUCCAUUCAUUUAUCUUCUGUUUGACAAGACGUCACAGACCAUCCAGUUCAUGGGUGUCUACAGAUCCCCAAAUAAUUAAUUUUAUAUCUGUAGAGACUCACAGACUAGAAAAUCAACGUUUUGUUGAAGGAACUGGAAUAGUUUAUCUCAAUAUUGUAAAUUCAAGUUUCAAAUUUGAAUAGAACUGUGAAAUUUUGAGUGCCAUUAAGACAGUACCGGAAGUCAAAGAACCUGCUCAGAGAUUGUGGGGUGCCGAUGCGUAAGGGACACCACAGAGUUGGAUACUAGAAUUUUUCGACAUUAAAGAUUUUUUGGAAUACGCAUUUUGGAAUUUUGUUUAAUAAAGAAUAGCAGCUUGCCUUCCAUGUGUUAGAAUGCGUACACGAUGUAGCAUAGCCCCCCUGAAUAGUUUCUAGCGUUAUAAUUUUUCCUAAGAUUUAUGUUAAGGUAUUUUUGAAUGUAAUACAUUAGAAAACUUGACCCCUGUUUAUUUAAACAUAUAAAUUAAAUACAAUGUAACAAGAGGAGUAUUUUAAGUUUGUUGAACAAAUAUUA